This is a messenger RNA of Talaromyces rugulosus, 2421 nucleotides long. RefSeq lists its product as uncharacterized. The record is from RefSeq and is a predicted model, not a curated record. The transcript is spliced from 3 exons. Lineage: Eukaryota; Fungi; Ascomycota; Eurotiomycetes; Eurotiales; Trichocomaceae. Gene Ontology annotation, molecular function: GTP binding; translation elongation factor activity; GTPase activity. Gene Ontology annotation, cellular component: mitochondrion. Bases 1 to 2421 code for a protein of 806 amino acids. Gene Ontology annotation, biological process: mitochondrial translational elongation.
AUGAGGCCGCAUACUCUUAUGCGAUCAUCCCAGAUUCGGGCUUUUUCGAAUCUUUCCAGAUCGACACCGGUGAGAUUACCGCGAUCGCAGAGUCAGAAUGUGUUGCGAUGCGCUGCUUCGCCGGCGUCUGGCUUCAGUGCCAUGCCAUUGAGCUAUCGCCAGACAACAUCGUUAUUGAAUAAACAAUGGUAUCAGAAGAGAAACGCUUCGACAGCAACGGCAACAGUACUCGAAAAAGCCGCAGCAGACCCCGAAGCUCUUUCUCAGGACACUAUUAUUCAAAACUUGGAUCCGAAGGAAUGGCAACGUCUUUCGAAAGUUAGAAAUAUUGGAAUUGCCGCCCAUAUCGACAGCGGAAAAACAACAGCAACGGAACGUGUCCUCUUCUACACUGGUCGUAUCAAUUCUAUUCACGAAGUUCGUGGUCGGGAUAGCGUUGGCGCGAAAAUGGAUUCCAUGGACCUGGAGCGUGAAAAGGGUAUUACUAUCCAAUCUGCUGCCACAUUUUGCGACUGGGUGAAAAGGGAAGAUGGCAAGGAUGAAAAGUAUCACUUCAACUUGAUUGAUACUCCCGGCCAUAUCGACUUCACCAUCGAGGUCGAGCGAGCUCUCCGCGUGCUUGACGGUGCCGUCAUGAUUCUCUGUGCUGUAUCUGGUGUUCAGUCGCAAACCAUAACUGUCGACCGGCAAAUGAAGCGUUACAAUGUUCCCCGAAUUUCCUUCGUCAACAAAAUGGACCGCAUGGGCGCCAACCCAUUCAAAGCGAUUGACCAAAUCAACAACAAGCUGAAACUCCCCGCCGCUGCUGUGCAAGUUCCUAUCGGAGCUGAGGAUGAGUUCCAGGGUGUGGUGGAUUUGAUUCGCAUGAAAGCUAUCUACAAUGAUGGCCCCCGAGGAGAAACGAUCAGAGAAACAGACGAAAUCCCGGAGAACGUCAAAGGCAUUGCGGAGGAGAGAAGACGGGUUCUUAUCGAGACUCUCGCCGAUGUUGACGAUGAAAUAGCCGAGAUUUUCCUGGAUGAACGAGUACCAACACCAGAGCAAAUCAAGGCUGCCAUCCGCCGCGCUACCAUCUCCCUCAAAUUCAGCCCUGUAUUCAUGGGUUCUGCAUUGGCUGACAAGUCUAUCCAACCCAUGCUUGACGGCGUUUGCGACUAUCUUCCCAAUCCGUCCGAAGUAACCAACUUGGCUCUCGACCAGAAGCGCAAGGAGGCCCAAGUGAAACUGUUGCCAUACGGCUCCCAACCAUUUGUUGGGUUGGCUUUCAAGCUUGAAGAGAGCAACUUUGGCCAGCUCACGUACAUCCGUGUUUACCAGGGUACUCUCCGCAAGGGAUUGAAUGUCUUCAACGCCCGAAACGACAAGAAAGUUAAAAUCCCACGUAUCGUACGUAUGCACUCUAACGAAAUGGAAGAAGUGCAAGAAAUAGGUGCCGGUGAGAUUUGUGCUGUAUUUGGUGUCGAGUGCGCCUCUGGUGAUACCUUCACCGACGGACAACUUGCCUACAGUAUGUCCUCCAUGUUCGUUCCUGAGCCUGUCAUCUCCCUUUCUAUCAAACCGAAGAACAACAAGGACUCGGCAAACUUCUCCAAAGCCAUGGCUCGAUUCCAACGUGAGGAUCCGACAUUCCGCGUGGCGUACGAUACCGAGAGUGAACAAACCAUUAUUUCUGGAAUGGGAGAAUUGCAUCUCGAUAUCUACGUUGAGCGUAUGCGUCGUGAAUACAAAGUCGACUGCGAGACUGGACAGCCCCAGGUCGCUUAUCGUGAGACGAUUGGCAACCGAAUCGAGUUCGACCACUUGUUGAAGAAGCAAAGUGGAGGACCUGGUGAUUACGCUCGUGUUGUUGGCUAUAUGGAGCCCUCUGGUUCUUUGGAAGAGAACAAAUUUGCAGAGCAGAUUGUCGGUGGCUCUAUCUCUGAAAAGUUCCUGUUCGCUUGUGAGAAGGGAUUCAAUCUCUCGACUGAAAAGGGUCCUCUUAUCGGACAUAAGGUCCUGGGAACGACAAUGGUCAUCAACGACGGAGCCACCCAUAUGACUGAUUCCUCUGAAAUGUCUUUCAAGAAUGCCACGCAACAAGCUUUCCGUAAGGCCUUUAUGGAGAGUAAUCCAUCUGUCUUGGAGCCCCUCAUGAAGACCGUUGUUACCGCUCCUAUCGAGUUCCAGGGUGACGUUAUCGGUCUUUUGAACAAACGCAACGCCACCAUCAACGACAGUGAGGUUGGUGUUGACGAGUUCACCGUCUUUGCUGAUUGCAGUUUGAACGGCAUGUUCGGCUUCAGUAGCCACCUACGUGCUGCCACUCAAGGCAAAGGCGAAUAUACCAUGGAAUUCAGUCACUACGAAAAGGCCCCUGGUCAGCUGCAGAAGGAGCUGAUUCAGAAAUACCUCAAGGCCCAGGCAGACCGUCACAAGAAGUAA